Messenger RNA from Cucumis sativus (cucumber), 1745 nucleotides. Its product is annotated as 2-methoxy-6-polyprenyl-1,4-benzoquinol methylase, mitochondrial. The coding region runs from base 1 to 1203 and encodes 400 amino acids. Gene Ontology annotation, molecular function: methyltransferase activity. Gene Ontology annotation, cellular component: mitochondrion. The record is from RefSeq and is a predicted model, not a curated record. The transcript is spliced from 9 exons. Gene Ontology annotation, biological process: ubiquinone biosynthetic process. NCBI's taxonomy places the organism in Eukaryota, Viridiplantae, Streptophyta, Magnoliopsida, Cucurbitales, Cucurbitaceae.
AUGAAAAUUUGCAUUUGGCGUUUGGAAUUGGGUAAUUUCCCUUUCAUUUUUGUUGCUUCAGCCGCCGUCUCAAUCUCCCUCCCACUCACUCUCGAUCUUUCUCUCCCCUCUGAGUGUAUCUCCGGCCGUCGCACCUUCACGCACCCAACCGCCGGUAAGCUGAUCAAACUUUCCCACUCUUUCCCUCUCUCCGUUUUCAACCUCUCUCUCUCUCUCCCUCGAUCACCGUCAUCCCUCCAACCGCCGAUGGUCAUACGCCGCCACGCCGUUACCUUUGGCCAGCAAGUGAUCCACGCGAAUCACCCUUCUCCGAAAGUUGCUGAAAUCUCGUUCAUGGCUUUGCGUUCAGUGACUAGAAGGAUUGGAAGUAAAUUUUUUCCGAUGUUUUCUUCGGCCAAUCUAUUACAUUCACAUGCUACAAGUUUUGGAUUCAAAGAAGUGCCUGAGGAGGAAAAAAGCCGACUUGUUGGUAAUGUCUUCAGCAAUGUUGCUUCAAAUUAUGAUCUGAUGAAUGAUUUGAUGAGUGGUGGGUUGCAUAGAUUGUGGAAAGACAGACUUGUUUCCGAGCUAAAUCCUUUUCCUGGAAUGAACCAUCUUGAUGUGGCUGGUGGUACAGGUGAUGUUGCUUUCAGGAUUCUAGACCGUAUUAAUGAUGUGAAACGUAGAGCAAUGCAGGAUGUUCGAGAAGAUGAUUUGCAGGAACAAACUCAAGUAUAUGUUUGUGACAUCAACCCACAUAUGUUAAGCGUUGGUAAAAAGAGAGCCACUGAGAGGGGUCUGGGAGAAGGAGGAUCUCUUAUAUGGGUGGAAGGAGAUGCAGAAGCUUUAAGUUUUCCAGAUAAUUCAAUGGAUGGUUACACAAUUGCAUUUGGAAUUAGAAAUGUUACUCACAUUGAAAAAGUUCUAGAUGAAGCUUAUAGGGUUCUAAGACGAGGAGGAAGAUUUCUUUGCCUUGAGCUAAGCCAUGUUGAAGCUCCUCUAUUUAAGGAAUUAUACGACUACUAUUCGUUUUCUAUCAUUCCAGCUGUUGGAGAGCUAGUUGUUGGUGACCGGGAAUCUUAUCAAUACUUAGUUGAAAGCAUCCGUAAAUUUCCCUCACAGGAGAAAUUUGCUUCCAUGAUUGUAGACGCAGGCUUCCAGAAGGUCGAAUAUGAAAAUCUUGUUGGAGGAGUGGUUGCUAUCCAUUCAGGCUUGAAACUUUAGAGAACUCAGCUAAGCUUUUGCAUCCACUUAUAUAAGUUAUAACUUCAUAGCCAACAAGCUGCUUCACUUUUGCUAAUCUUUUGAUCCAAUAAAAUGUCUAAUAGAUCUUCAAAAACGAGUCCCCAGCUACUUCCUCACCUUAGCAAUGUAAGGCAAUGGCUCCUUCACUAAAAUAUAUAUAGUUGAACUGUUGCCACUCUUUUUCCCCAAGUUCGAUUAAGAUUUAUUUAUUUAUUUAUUUUAGCUACAAUGAUGGUGGGGAUGAGGCAUCGAACCUUCUAAAUAGAGAGAGUAUAUGUCAAUUACCAAGCUUACUUUAACUGGUUGGUUACCAUUUUGUAACUGUAUUUAGAAUAGCACAAAAGAAAAACAUGGUUAUUAAGAACUUAUUAUAAGCUUGGUUUUUUUUAAUAGUAAGGGGGCGUUUGAGCCUCCAUUUACAUGUAGGUGGAGUGAGCAUUUGGGGCUCCAACUAUUAAAACUACUCAUUUCUAUCAUAAAUACUAUGUUGUAAUUUACAAUCAAAAUCUUCUUUUGCUGUA